Messenger RNA from Dromiciops gliroides (monito del monte), 399 nucleotides. RefSeq names its product NHP2-like protein 1. Gene Ontology annotation, cellular component: precatalytic spliceosome; nucleolus; box C/D methylation guide snoRNP complex. Gene Ontology annotation, molecular function: RNA binding. Gene Ontology annotation, biological process: maturation of SSU-rRNA; mRNA splicing, via spliceosome; ribosome biogenesis. The coding region runs from base 1 to 399 and encodes 132 amino acids. The record is from RefSeq and is a predicted model, not a curated record. NCBI's taxonomy places the organism in Eukaryota, Metazoa, Chordata, Mammalia, Microbiotheria, Microbiotheriidae. The transcript has a single exon.
AUGACUAAGGCUGAAGUGAACCCCAAAGUAUAUCCAUUGGCAGAUGCCCAGCUCACCAAAAAGCUGCUGGACCUGGUACAGCAGUCCUGUAACUACAAGCACUUGCGGAAGGGCACCAAUGAAGUCACCAAGGCCCUCAACAGAGACAUCUCGGACUUCAUCGCGAUGGCUGCCAAGGCUGAGCCCUUGGAGAGCAUCCUCUACCUCCCGCUGCUGUGUGAAGACAAGAACGUCCCCUACGUGUUCGUGUGCUCCAAGCAGACACUGGGGCGGGCUUGUGGCCUCUCCCGGCCAGUCAUCGAAUGCUCUGUCACCAUCAAAGAAGGCUCCCAACUGAAGCCUCAGAUUCAGUCUGUCUGGCAGUCAAUCAAGAGACCUGCGGCUCAGGUGUCUCUGUAG